CCUCCUUGCUCUUCUCUCACCUUUCAAUUUCCUCCACUUCAUCCUGCCUGCGCUGCGGGUCGUUCCCCGCAGCUGCUGAGGAUAUUGACUGAUCUCCGUCUGUGUCUCAGGCGGGCCGGGUUCAGGGAAGGCUCUGCAGUGCGAACGGCUGGAGGAGCGGUUCGGCCUGCGCCACGUCACCCUGGGCGACCUGUUGUGUAGCGAGAUGCAGAGCCACAGCGAAAGAGGGCGCCACCUACAGGACAUUCUAGAGAGAGGAGAGAAACUGCCAGAGGAGACGCUGCUGGAGCUGCUGUGUGACGCCGUGGCAUCGGCGGUCCGACAGGGAAAGGGUCUGGUAGUGAGCGGCUUCCCCAGAGACCUGAGGCAGGCGGAGGAGUACGAAGCCAAGAUGGGGGAACCGAGUGCCGUGGUUCUGCUGAGCUGUUCUCCAGAGACGAUGACCAGCAGGGUGCAGAGCCGCAGCAGAUCCUCCUCUUCCUCAGAGAGCGCCCUGCAGAGGAGAGCCGAGAGCUUCUGCAGCGACGCCCAGGCCGUCAUCGCUCACUAUGAACGCAAAAUGCUGCUGCACACCAUUGACGCCGAGCGGUCGCCACCUGAGGUUUUUGUCCACAUCUGUCAAGCCAUAGAGUCUUCUGCCACCUUCUGAUUUCCACCGUUUACACCAGGGGUGUCCAUUGUCCAGGACUGAUUCUGUGUGGCCCCCAAUCACAAUUCGAAAAUUACACAAGUUUUGAUGCAGAUGGAGACCUUUUGUUUUAAAUCAGGGUAAAAUUAUUACAAUUUAAAAUCUUCUUGUAUGGAAAAUGUUUGAUGCAAUACAAAGUAUUCAUCCUUUUAUUACCACACUUUCUGCAUUCUCUUUAAUUUUUUAGCUAAUAGGAACACAUCUGUUUAAUAAUUUUUAUUUAAAAUUAGCUUUUAAUGUAUUACACAUGGCUAAAGUUUUAUCCAAAACCUGACCCAAAUCCUGUUUUUUAUAACUGAGACUACUUUGCCCCCCAAACAAGUCAUUAUAAGGCAAAUGUGCAAAGUCUUUUUUAA
Molecule: messenger RNA, 1044 nt
Organism: Poecilia latipinna (sailfin molly)
Lineage: Eukaryota; Metazoa; Chordata; Actinopteri; Cyprinodontiformes; Poeciliidae
Product: adenylate kinase isoenzyme 1-like
Exons: 4
Coding region: 206-649 (147 amino acids)
Biological process (GO): nucleobase-containing compound metabolic process
Molecular function (GO): nucleobase-containing compound kinase activity; ATP binding
Source: RefSeq, a predicted model, not a curated record